AUGAGCGGCUUCUUCUCGCGCCUGGACCCACGGCGGGUGCCAUGGGGGGCGGCGGGCCAUGCCCUGCGCACCCGCGUCCUGCGCACCAAGCCUGUGGAGUCGAUGCUGGAGGGCACGGGGACUGCCGCCGUCCAGGGUGCCAGGCUGGCCAAGGUCCUCACCACCCUUGACCUCAUCUCCCUCGGCGUCGGGAGCUGCGUGGGCACCGGCAUGUAUGUGGUGUCCGGCCUGGUGGCGAAGGAGAUGGCGGGGCCCGGGGUCAUCGUUUCCUUCAUCAUAGCCGCUGUCGCCUCAAUCUUGUCGGGCGUUUGCUACGCUGAGUUUGGCGUGCGGGUCCCCAAGACCACGGGCUCUGCCUACACCUACAGCUACGUGACGGUGGGGGAGUUCGUGGCAUUUUUCAUCGGCUGGAACCUCAUCCUGGAGUACCUGAUCGGCACGGCCGCGGGCGCCAGCGCCCUCAGCAGCAUGUUCGACUCGCUGGCCAACCACACCAUCAGCCACUGGAUGAUCAACAGCGUCGGGACGUUGAAUGGACUAGGGAAAGGAGAGGAGUCGUACCCUGACCUUCUUGCUCUGGUCAUUGCUGUCAUUGUCACCAUCAUCGUGGCCAUGGGGGUGAAGAACUCGGUGGGGCUGAACAACGUGCUCAAUGUCAUUAACCUGGCAGUCUGGAUCUUCAUCAUGAUUGCUGGUCUCUUCUAUGUCAAAGGUGACAACUGGUCUGAAGGGCAAUUCCUGCCGUUUGGAUGGCCGGGGGUGCUCAAAGGGGCUGCGACGUGUUUCUAUGCCUUCAUCGGCUUCGACAUCAUUGCUACCACGGGAGAAGAAGCGAAGAGUCCCAACACCUCCAUCCCCUACGCCAUCACGGCCUCGCUCGUCACGUGCUUGACAGCAUAUGUGUCCGUCAGCAUCAUCCUCACGCUGAUGGUACCCUACGAUGCCAUCGACACCGAGUCCCCGCUGAUGGAAAUGUUUGUGGCCCAUGGCUUCUACGCGGCCAAGUUCAUCGUUGCCAUCGGGUCCGUGGCUGGCCUGACCGUCAGCUUGCUGGGCUCCCUCUUUCCAAUGCCGAGAGUCAUUUACGCCAUGGCUGGUGACGGGCUGCUCUUCAGAUUUUUGUCCCACGUCAGUUCUUACACGGAAACUCCCGUAGUGGCUUGUAUUGUCUCUGGAUUCCUCGCAGCGCUGCUCUCGUUGCUGGUCAGCCUGAGGGACCUGAUAGAAAUGAUGUCCAUCGGCACGCUGCUUGCCUACACGUUGGUCUCCGUCUGCGUUCUGCUCCUCCGAUACCAGCCUGAGAGCGACAUCGAUGGCUUCGUCAAAUUCCUCUCCGAGGAGCACACCAAGAAGAAGGAGGGCAUCCUGGCCGACUGCGAGAAGGAAGCUUGCUCCCCAGGGAGCGAAGGAGAAGAGUUCGCUGGCCCACCGACCAACACGUGUGGGGCAAAAAAUCUGCCAUCGCUGGGGGAUAACGAGAUGCUAAUUGGGAAAUCUGAUAAAUCCACCUACAACGUGAAUCACCCCAAUUACGGCACGGUUGACAUGACCUCAGGGAUAGAGGCAGAUGAGUCUGAGAACAUCUACCUCAUCAAGCUGAAGAAGUUGAUCGGCCCUCGCUACUACACGAUGAGGAUCCACCUUGGACUGCCAGGGAAAAUGGACCGCCCCACGGCAGCCACCGGCCACACGGUCACCACCUGCGUGCUCCUGCUCUUCGUCCUGAUGUUCAUCUUCUGCUCCUUCAUCAUUUUCGGGGCAGACUACAUCUACGAGCAGAGCUGGUGGGCUGUCCUCCUCGUCGUGCUGAUGAUCCUGCUCAUCGUCGUGCUGGUGUUUGUGAUCUUGCAGCAGCCAGAAAACCCCAAGAAGCUGCCCUACAUGGCACCUUGUCUCCCCUUCGUCCCUGCCUUUGCUAUGCUGGUGAAUAUCUAUCUCAUGCUGAAGCUCUCCACAGUCACGUGGAUUCGAUUUGCCGUCUGGUGUUUUGUGGGUCUGCUCAUCUACUUUGGCUACGGGAUGUGGAACAGCACGCUGGAGAUCAGCGCCCGGGAGGAGGCCCUCCACCAGAGCACCUACCAGCGCUACGAUGUGGAUGUCGACCCCUUCUCCGUGGACGACGGCUUCUCCUACGCCACUGAGGGUGAGGGCUACCCGGGAUGGGGUCCCUCGGAGGACAAGGGCUUCUCAUACCAGCAAAUGGCGGGAGCAAAGGAAAGCCAUCGGACGAGUAGCAGGUCGAAAAGCAAAGGCAGGCACAAACCGCCGUCGGAGGCUCUCAUCGCCAACGACGAGUUGGACUACUCGCCCGAGUAG
Messenger RNA from Gymnogyps californianus (California condor), 2316 nucleotides. RefSeq names its product solute carrier family 7 member 14 (gene SLC7A14). Gene Ontology annotation, cellular component: plasma membrane. Gene Ontology annotation, molecular function: amino acid transmembrane transporter activity. Gene Ontology annotation, biological process: amino acid transport; transmembrane transport. Bases 1 to 2316 code for a protein of 771 amino acids. The record is from RefSeq and is a predicted model, not a curated record. NCBI's taxonomy places the organism in Eukaryota, Metazoa, Chordata, Aves, Accipitriformes, Cathartidae. The transcript is spliced from 7 exons.